Messenger RNA from Hipposideros armiger (great roundleaf bat), 5123 nucleotides. It is a transcript of the gene PARM1, whose product is annotated as prostate androgen-regulated mucin-like protein 1. Gene Ontology annotation, cellular component: plasma membrane; late endosome; early endosome. NCBI's taxonomy places the organism in Eukaryota, Metazoa, Chordata, Mammalia, Chiroptera, Hipposideridae. The record is from RefSeq and is a predicted model, not a curated record. The transcript is spliced from 4 exons. Bases 324 to 1247 code for a protein of 307 amino acids.
GAAAGGCCAGGGGGUGGCCCCGUCCUCGCUGCCGGGCUUGGGUGGGAGGAGUUUGGCGGUGGCAGGCACGGCGGAGGAGGCGGCCCAGGGCUCGGGCGGCUGGGAUGGAGCAGAAGCGCCCUGGGUGCCGAGGAACACACAGCUGACGGAGUGGCUUCGCGUUCGCCUGGCUUCCUCGCCCGCCGCCCGAGCCGCGCGGGACUCACAGUUCCCAUCGCAGCCCACCGGGCAGAGGAGGAACCAUCAGCGCCCCGUGCGCUCGGUCAGUCCCAGCAAACUCUCCCGCCGCCUGCGCCGUGCUCGGCACCAAGCACCAGGGUACCAUGGUCUGCAGGAUUCUCUUCGUUCUCUGCAUCUUCACGGCAGGACUGAGGGUACAGAGCGUGCCUACAUCAACCCUCUUGCCUGUUUCUCUUCCGGCAAAGACUACCCCAACAAUGACCAUCUGGACGAGCUCCCCACAAAGCCCUCCUGCCUCCCCUACCAGUGGAACACCCAGCAGCUCAGCAGUCCCAGUUACAGUGCCAUCGGUGCAGACAUCUCUACUCCCCAAGAACGUUUCCAUAGAGCCCAGUAAACAGCCCAGAGGACAGGAGACCACCAGCCCAACUUCGACUUGGGAAGGCACAAACACAGACCCCUUAUCAACAAACAGUGAGGUCCACUUAACACCCACACCCACAGAACACAGCUCGGGCACUCCCGAGGCAAGUGUGCCAGCUACAGGGUCGCAGUCCCCUGCUGAGUCUCCUGCAGUCACCUCCCCCCAGACUCCAGCCUCAUCGCCCUCACCCCUACCAACCUCACCAGCAGACGUUUCUUCUACCUCCAUCAGCACCAACCACAGCUCCACUGAGACCACCACCAAGCCCACAGCAGCCCCAACCACACCAGAGUCCCCAGCAGAGGAGCACAGCUCUGGCCACACCCCCACUUCACAUGCCGCGACGGAGCUGGUGCCCAUGGAGACAACGCCCCAAACAACUUUGCCAGCCAAAGUGACCUGUGUUCUGGUGGACAUGGAGACCACCACCACCUCCCCCCGAGUGAUCAUGCAGGAAGUGGAGCACGCGCUCAGUUCAGGCAGCAUCGCCGCCAUUACAGUGACCGUCAUCGCUGUGGUGUUGUUGGUGUUUGGAGUUGCGGCAUAUCUGAAGAUCAGGCAUUCCUCCUACGGAAGGCUUCUGGAUGAUCACGACUAUGGGUCCUGGGGAAACUACAACAAUCCUCUGUACGACGACUCCUAACAAAGGAACGUGGCCUGGGAUGAGGAAGAACUGCUCUUUAUUUAUAAGUGCUUAUCCAGUAGAAUUAAUAACAAGUAUCUGACAUGCAUCGAGCGACAAUCUUAAGCCCUGUUUUGUUGGUUUGGUUGUCUUGUUUUCCUCCCUCUCCUCUGGCUGCUACAACUUACCCUUUCUGGUACAAAAAGAACUAUUAUUCGAAGGUGAGUGGAGGCUGAUUUGCAGCUGACAUGGGCCAACCUUGAGCCGGUGGCGCCAGACUACCUUGAUGGAGGCUUCUGUACCCACCACGGGACCCACAGCAAGAAGGACAGAGGGAGAGGAAUUGAGUUGUUUUGUUGGGGGUUAAUUUUGGGGAGAGCUUUUUGUUUGUGGUAUUUCUGAAACUCUUCUUUAGGAAAUUACAUUAAAUCUCAAUGAGAGGAAAGAAAAUGAGUACUGGGAGGAUUUCGCCCUGCAGGUGAAGAAGCAGGGGUUUCUCAGAUUCCUUUUAAAUCUCUGUUUAGCUCGUGGUGUCUGACAAGAUGCCUGCUUGGCUCUGUACAAGCUGGAUCCCAGCUUCUUAGCUGCCUAAUUAAUGAAAGAGGAAACUAGAAAGUGCCCAGGAGGAGGCCUGCAGGCUGAGGAGCAGAGGAGCAGGUUGCUGCCAGAUCUCAGCGUACCCUCUACCUGUUCUCCCCCCACCCCCACCCCCGCCACCUGUCUCCACGAAGGAUGCCUGUCCCAGUCAAUAGUAGCUGGGGUCCCAGCGCGCACGGUUCCACAAGAGAAAACUCUGAGAUGAGCUUAGUUAGAGAAGCUGGUGGAGUACACAGCAGGGGGAGUGGAGAAGGGAGGGAGCUGACACACACUGAGUACCUCAUUAGGGAAAGUGAGAAUCUGUUCUCAGUAACUGUCAGAGGCAUCCACCACUUGGAGAAGCCCAUUGAAUCCUUGCUUUAAACCCACAAAGCAACUGGUUCACUGCCUUACUGUCUGUUGGAUAAUGGCUGUAAACUGUUUUUGAAAAAAAAAAAAAAGGUUUUUUUUUUAAGACUCUAGUCUAUCUGCAGUUGCUCAGUGAGGCAUUUCCAUAAGAAACAGACACCGUGAUUAAUCCAUUUAUUCCUCCUGUACAUUUAGCUUACUAAUUCUGCCCUUUAAGAAAUGAAAACCCCUGGUUAGAUAGAUAGUCUUAAAAUCCUGCAUAAUGAAUUUUGAGAAAGAAUAAUCAUUUUUGCAGGUACCCAUUUAUUAUAAUGGCUCUCAACCAGCAGGCAAUUUUGCAUCCCCGCCCCCCGCCCCCCAAACUCUCCACCCCUUACACAUUUGAAAAUGUCUGGUGACAUUUUUAUUGUUACAACUUGGGGGUGUUACUUGUGGGCAGAGGUCAUGGAUGUGCUAAACAUCCUACAAUUUACAGGAUAGCCACCCACAACAAAGAAUUAUCUGGCCCAAAGUGUCAAUAGUGCUGAGUUUAGAAACCCUAAUAUAGUGCAGUGCCCAUUGGGACAGAACAAGACACUCCCAGACUUUUAACUAAAUGAAAUGAUUUAUUAAAUGUUUAUCCUUUUGAAUUUGUUGGCUGGUGGGUUGUUUGGGCCAUGCGUGGUUGCUUUUUUAUUUCUUUGUGUGUUCUAGAUAGGCUUAUUUCAUGGCUAUAACUCCGUCCUCUUGUAACACCUGAUAUUAGCAACUUGGCAUCUGAUGUCUUGAUUUCACAGAGUAGAAAACAUACACUGGGUCUUGUUUCAAAAUGGGUUAUAUUGUUUGACAGUGUCAUAAAGAACUUGAUACUGGUCAAUUUUUAUUUUUAAACUUGGACCUGCUGCCACGACUCUGUUUCCAGAAACUUGACUCUCAGCUCAUCCUGUCACUUGCUGUGGCCCAGCCAAGUACUGACAUGUAAGCCACCAUUGCCGUGCUGUCCUAAAUCCUCUGAUGUCAAAGACACCAGUAUCCAAGCUAUUUCCAUACACCUGCCAUCCCACAUUCUGAAAAGAAUUUAUUCCUAAACUCCUUAGGUACCAAAGGAGAGUGAGCAACCACCAGAGGUAUUUUAACAACAGGAGUGGGUAACAAGGAGUGGAAUUCUGAUAUCUCUGAUUACUUAAAACACAAACAAACAAAAAACAUGGACAUUCUCAGGAAAAAAUGGCCAAGAAUGACUGACAAUUCCCCCUCUGGCCAAGCUUUACCUAAAUAAUUGUCCCUGUUCCCUACCCUUACUCCCUGCAUAGGUUUUCAGUUUGGCAAAGGAUGAUUUGAUAGAAACAGGACAUUCCAUAUAUAUUUUUCUCCCUCUAUAAAACACAUUUUGACAAAAUGUCCAUGAAACACCUUUGAUGAGGUGCACUUCUGGACAUUGCUUCCAUCAUAAAUCCUGGGUCAGAGGGACCAGCCUCUUCCCACGGAAUCCUGACCAAUUAUAAGCCGUGGACCCAGCCGGCGCCUUUCCUUACCAAAGGCUACAAUUGUGCAAGAGCACUUGAUGCAUUUGUUGCUCUUAUUAAAUUCCCAAUCCUUAUGGCAAAGACAGGGAUCUGGCUCUAAAGCACAUCUGUUCAGCAAGGUGACAGUUUCCCAUGAACACUCUUAACAGUCCUUGUUACGUUACUAUAAAAUACCAAUGGGUGGAACCUUAUUUUGCCAAAUGCAUUUUUUCUAUUUUUGAGUUGGCUAAAGGGUUUUAGCAACUGAAGUCAACAAACAUUGCUACACACACACACACACACACACACACACACACACACACACACAGAUACACCUCUGAAAUAUAUGUGGGUAAUUGAUAACCUUUACCUCAGGGAGUCUGUCCAGCUCUACCCAAGGGAAAUGGCUCCAGUGGAUGUAAACAACCACGUACCAUCCAGGGACAGGACUAGUUAGAGGGAAUGUCAGAGCAGGAAGGAGGCAAGCAGCCUCUUCUAGACGAUAGUUUGCAAAUGAUAAAACAGUGAAAUUAAAUUGUAUUCUUUUUCUGGGGGCCCCAAUGAAGUCUCCUGCCCUUCUUGGACACCUGUGUCGUCAUUUCUUAAAUGGGGGUGAUGCUUUCUUACUGGCUUCACCCAUGCUACCUCACAAAUGUGUUGUGAGGAUUAAUGAAACCAUGUGUACAGUGUUUUCAGUUUCUGCAGAAAAAUAUUUAUAGACAUUUUAAGUACUUUAAGUAUUACAUAGAUAUGUAAGUGAUCUCAGUUUCUUGUUUGUUGUUAUACUGGUGUGUUGUUUUUACUGAAAUCUAUAAAAAGACAGCUGUGUCAUAGCCACAUCAGACAGCUGUGACAGCUUUAGGCUACCCCCCAGUGCAGCUGACUGACUGAGGGUGAACUAUGCCUGGGACCACAAAGUUUAGUUUCCAUCUCCACGUGAAGGAUGGCCUUGGACAUGGGUCUCACAGGCUUGAGUUAGGAUCUAGGAGGUUAGGGUAGCACAGUAUAGAUACCUGAGCACUAACAGAAACAGACCUCUGGCCUUUACCAUCCUGGGGUCUGCUGGCUUCUUUGUGGAGUUGAUUUUGGUUUGAUGGCAUCUGUUUGCCCUCCAUCAUGCUUGCAAGGGUGCAUGGUCCAAUCCCUUGCAUCUGGGAAAUGGAUUUUGCAACUGGGCCAGAUGCAGAUUUGCACGUUGAUUCACCUUAUUUGCCUUUAACGUCUUUUUUGGCAAAUGAAUGUACCAUUUCAACUUUGAUUUUAAAGUGCUACUUGCUAUUGGUAAUAGUUGUUAACCAAGAGACCAAUGCCAGAUUGCUUUCUUCGAGUGAGUUAGCUGGCAUUAUUUAAAGAUGGAAAGGCGUGCAACUUCUUUGAUAUUUAAUGUAAUUGUAUCUACAUUUGUUGUAAGAUGUAUUGCAUACCAAUUAUAAUUAUAUCAAUUAAAGUUGUUAAAGCUUGUGUCUGA